Malania oleifera is the source of this 2033-nucleotide messenger RNA. Its product is annotated as F-box/kelch-repeat protein At1g67480. Gene Ontology annotation, molecular function: protein binding. Bases 665 to 1831 code for a protein of 388 amino acids. The transcript is spliced from 4 exons. The record is from RefSeq and is a predicted model, not a curated record. Lineage: Eukaryota; Viridiplantae; Streptophyta; Magnoliopsida; Santalales; Ximeniaceae.
ACAAAAAAGCUGCAAUAUUAAAUUUCCUUAAUUUCGGGAACACAAAAAAGAGGGAAAAAAAGGAAAAAGGAAAAUAAAAAGGAAGAAGAAGGUGGUCUAUUUCCUUACCAGGUUCCGAGCUGACGUGGUCAUUCCCUGUCACUUCUAUCCUCCGCUGGCCUUUAAAGCCGAAUUCCACGCUCACGAGACCGCAUACAUCUGUUCAUCUUCAUCUUCAUCUUCAUCUGCCCACCAUUACAAGAUCUUGGGUGAUUAAAAACUUUGAUAGGAUGGAAACUACAGGGGGAUAAACUGUUGAAGUUCUAUGGCCUUGACUGAUAUCUGGGCAAUGUUUGGGGAAAACAAUUUUGGGUGCACAGAAAGAGGUGGUAAUCUGCAGGCAACACUAAAGGAAAACUACUCUAAGGGCAGAACUUCUGGAAUGGCACUUGAAUCAGAUUGGAUAAAACAUAGAAAAUCAUCAGUGUAUACUGUUCAAGUGAUCCGUUCUACAACAUCUUUCAUUCCUUGGACUUGUAAAAUCCCUAUGGGUGAUGGGUAUCACGAAUUUCUGUAGUCAAUUCUGUUGUUCCGAGUAUUGGUAUUUGCGUCUGAGGGAUACGGCUGAUCAAAUAUGAGAAUUGAGUACAUUUCUCAAUAUCUAUGCAGCUGCUCAGUAUAGAGAAUGCUUGGUUUUGAGGGUGGAAAGAAGAGAUUUGCAGUUUCAAAUAUGUGUUUCUCUAAUUCUGUCCAGAAAGAUGCACUGUUUUGUUCAAAAAGCAGUUGUUGUUCAGGUCUACAGGUCACUAAUGAAUUCGUUGAGUCUUACAAUCCAAUUUUACCUGGGCUGCCUGAUGAUGUGGCAAAAUAUUGCCUUGCCCUUGCUCCUCGUUCUAACUUCCCAGCUAUGGGUGCCGUAUGCAAGAAAUGGAGAUCGUUUAUUCGGAGCAAAGAAUUCAUCACUGUGCGAAAACUGGCUGGUGUGCUUGAGGAAUGGCUCUAUGUCUUGACUCUGGAUGACGAAGAAAAGGAGAGCCACUGGGAGGUUUUAGAUUGUUUGGGACACGGGCAUAAGGUUCUUUCACCAAUGCCUGGCCCAAUGAAGACUGGUUUUGGGGUGGUGGUUCUCAAUGGAAAGCUUCUUGUCAUGGCUGGCUUUUCAGUGGAUGAUGGGACUACCUCUGCCUCGGCUGAUGUUUACCAAUAUGACUCUUGCCUCAACAGCUGGAGCAAACUAGCAAACAUGAAUGUGGGCCGCUAUGACUUUGCUUGUGCUGAAGUUAAUGGCAUGGUUUAUGCAGUGGGGGGCUAUGGAGUUGAUGGUGAUAGCCUUUCUAGUGUUGAGGUGUACAAUCCCGAUGCUGACAAAUGGACCCUAAUAGAGAGCCUUCGCCGUCCCAGGUGGGGCUGUUUUGCUUGUGGGUUUGAGGGAAAGCUCUAUGUAAUGGGUGGAAGGUCGAGCUUUACAAUUGGAAAUUCAAGGUUUGUUGACGUAUACAACCCCGAGAGACACACCUGGUGUGAAAUGAAGAACGGCUGUGUAAUGGUCACUGCUCAUGCUGUGCUGGGAAAGAAGCUCUUCUGUAUGGAGUGGAAGAACCAGCGGAAACUGGCCAUUUUCAACCCUGAGGACAACUCGUGGAAGAUGAUUCCUGUUCCACUGACUGGAAGCUCUUGUAUUGGGUUUCGGUUCGGGAUUUUGGAUGGAAAGCUUUUGCUGUUCUCCCAGGAGGUGGAUCCUGGCUACCGAACCCUACUCUAUGAUCCGGAUGCAGCCCCUGGUUCAGAGUGGCAGACUUCCGAGAUCAAGCCGUCUGGGUUGUGCUUAUGCAGCGUGACAAUCAAAGCUUGAGAGGCAUGUUUUCUGAUAGUUGGACAUCUUUUUGUACUCUGCAAUGUUAUUGUAAUACUUGCUGAGCCUUGUUGCAUUGACCGAGUUAGGAUGGUUUGGUUUGGUUUGGUUUGACUUUCAGUUGAUUGGAGUAGCAGGUUUUGUACCUAAUCUGCGUUUGUUUGGUUUUAGUAGUUAAUUAAUUUCACUGGAUUUUGGUUCA